CAUGAUACAAUCGCGAGUGUUUGGUCUCUUCGGUAGACCAGAUGACUAAGCGCCACACUAUGCGACUGACCAACCGGAUGCGAUCUUAUGAUUGCGCCGUCAUCGUCCGAGACCUCACCUCGAAGUUCGCCCUCCCACUUCUGCCGCUAAGUGCUCCUGUACAGUCCUCGCAGCCACCGCACUCCGUUUACCCAACUCAACACCAUGUCUUCAAUCGCUGCCAUGGCUUCUCGCCGGGCCUUUGCCCGCCAGGCUGUUUUCCGCGCUCCCCAGCGCCGCCUCUACAGCUCCAAGAUGGAGGAAUCAAGCCUCGACAAGGCUCCUAAGCGUGACCCCGAGCUCUAUGUUUUGCUCGGUGUUAUGUCUGGUGCUUUCUUGAUUGCUGGCUGGUACUUCGGCAAGAAGCCCACCUCCGUCACCUCCGAGAGCAAUGUCCGCAUCCCCGACAGCUCUAUGCCCUGGGAGCGUGAGGACGAGGGCGGCAAGUCCUACAAGUACCAGUACCACCCUGGUGGUGACAAGAGCCAGCCCCUGAGGAACGCGCCCAGUGCCCUGAACACUGUCAUUGUUCCCAACGUUACUCUGCCAGAGGACCUCCACGAGCGUUUCAACAAGUACGGAAAGGAGGAAUACGAUUUUUAGAUACGGACUGCCAGUAUGUUUGGGCUGGAAGUACCUCAAAUGGUGAUCGCUGUACAACUAAAAUCCUUGUGUGAAGACUAGAUGAUGGGGAAGAAACUCUUUAUUCGAGAGCUUGUGCAUAAUUUGAUUUUACGUCACUCAAUUGGAGAUUUCUUUUGUUCCUCUACGCCUGUAAGCUUAUAUAGCGCUAUCAAAGUAAACAUGUACAAUGUCACAAUCCGUCAGUUCAGAAUAGAGAAUUAUUAAAAAAAAAAAA
This is a messenger RNA of Aspergillus versicolor CBS 583.65, 898 nucleotides long. RefSeq lists its product as uncharacterized. NCBI's taxonomy places the organism in Eukaryota, Fungi, Ascomycota, Eurotiomycetes, Eurotiales, Aspergillaceae. The record is from RefSeq and is a predicted model, not a curated record. Bases 205 to 642 code for a protein of 145 amino acids. The transcript has 4 exons.